GCGUUGUAGUGCCGCUGCAUUCCGCACCCGUGUUCGCUAGCGACACCUAGGGACUCGCCAACACAACAUACUGUGGUGGGGGGAACUCGCUCCGCUCGCCGCCGCCGCACCGUCAGUGCCCUCUGUCAGUCUCUCCUUACAAACAUGGCGAUAUUGCUAACUCCGUCUUAACAUUCGCAGUUUUAAUUAAUUUCUGAAUCGAAUGUGUGAAACUGUACGUAUUUUAGUGCGUUUUGAGUGCUAGUGAAUCCGCUGGGAACGUAUAUUCUUGUUUCGUCAGUGAUUCGUGUUCGAGAGGAUCGCUGUUGUUGCAUCUGGCCCAGGAUCCGGGCUCCACCAUUGUGUUUACUGUACAGUCCGGCUCUUCUCCUGUCUUUUCCCAGGCUUUAUGACAAAAACCUUCUUAAACCACUAUUGAGGAAGUGCACGGUAUGUUUUAUUUGUGAUUUUAUUCUUCACGGAGUUGUUCUUAGUCGUAUAUUGACGGGAAGAACAUCGAUGCAAUUAAGAAGAUAGCCUAAUAGAUACAAUAACCGCAUCGCUUGCCCUGUUAAAGUCUCCAUGCAUUUGACAAAUCAGUUCGAAGUAAAUAAACAUGGUUUUGUUUUUAAACUGUCUUUUACUUAAAUGUAUAGAUUUUACCAUGUUUUAUUCUAGUGACUUUGUGUAAUGUUAGUGGUGUGUGUGUACAUUUUAAAGAGGAUUUAAAAACAAAAAUACCUUAGUGGUACUGUGUUUGAGUGCGAGUGUAAUUCUGAGAGAAUUUGAUUCCUCAGAAUCUCGUUAUGUUUAUUUUAUAUUUGAGUUCCAAGCUCUUUGUUCAUUGGAAUUGGAACACAAAGAACUAGGAGAGAGAAUUUAUAACAUCACACCUUCACCGUGCAAGCUAAUUUGGUGGAGGGGGGUUGACCAUGCAGUGGCUGUGGACGAGCGCCUUGCUAGUCUCCCUCAUCAAUACGGGGAACGGUCUUGCUCGUAACACUCUAGGUGAGAAGAAUAACCCCGCUUUGCAAGACAACUCAGAAUUUAAUUUACCUAAAGAACAACACCGGUACGACACAGCCUACGCAUGUGAAGGAAAAACGCUCAAGAUCGAAUGCAAAGACGGAGAACUCAUCCAUUUGAUUAGAGCCAACUACGGAAGGUUUUCCAUCACCAUCUGCAACGAUCAUGGAAACACAGAAUGGAGUGUCAACUGCAUGUCACCAAAGUCUCUCAGAGUGCUCCAUAGCAAGUGCACCCAACACCAAAACUGCAGUAUACAGGCUAGCACUAGUCUGUUUGCGGACCCUUGCCCAGGAACACUCAAAUACCUGGAAGCUCACUACCAAUGUGUACCAGCCGCGAUGACGACCACCACCACACGCCCCAGUCCGCCCUGGCUCAUGACUUCUCAGCCGAGUGUGUGGAGCACCGCCAAGCCUGUGACAGUAAGGCCAGGGCCACCCCCGCCGCCUCCCAUAGUACAGUUCUCUCCUCCCACAUCUACUAGGCCUCCAUCUCCGCCUGCCCCGCCUCUGGACCUGGACUCUGAUGAGGCUGAGGAGACCACCACUCCUCCUCCGACUACAGUCACCUCUUCCUCUACUCUACCCUCCACUACUGGAGAAGUGUACACUGGGGAGAAGGUGCUACGAGGAGAGCUUUGUUCUCCUACAUCUGCGAGGGGACUGUACUGGAACUGGACCCAGGUGGGAGACCUGAGUGCCCAGCCAUGCCCGGGGGGUGCCACAGGGUUGGCUAGGUGGAGGUGUGUUCCGGGUCCAGACCCAGCCAGUGACCCACACAGACACCCGGCCAGUCCAGACCUUAGCGAGUGUCGUAGUGUGUGGCUCACCACUCUAGACAGCCGCAUUACUGAGGGUGACACCAUUAUCAGCAUAGCCAACGACCUCUGCUCCGUAACGGAGAGCAAAACUCUGUACGGAGGGGAUAUGAUGACAACCACCAAGAUUAUAAAGAAGAUGGCAGAGAAGAUGUCAAUAGACAUCCAAACGUUCCCGGAUCCUAGACAGAGAGAGGCGAUCGUGACUGAGCUUCUACAUGGAGUAGUCAAGACCAGCAGUAACUUGCUGGACAGUUCACAGUUAGCUUCCUGGCGAGAUCUUACCCACAAGGAGCAGAUGAUGGUCGCUACUUCAUUGCUCGUAGGGCUUGAGGAGAACUCAUUCCUCCUAGCUGACACCGUGAUUCGGGAAAAGACUGUUACCCAUGGAGUCAAAAAUAUAUUACUGAGUGUAAGAGUGGUAGAGCUUCGAAAUGUUGGGGCUGAAGUAUUCCCCGCCCCUGGCUCCCUUGAAGGGUUAGGGGCGGGAGGAGGCAGCUCCGUCCCCGGAGGAAACUGGAUCCGUUUGGAGAGAGAAGCUCUCAUGGAGAACAGCGAAGGAGGUCUAGUGCGUCUGGUGUUUGUGGCGUUUGAUAGACUAGAGGAGAUUCUACAACUGGAGUCAGCCAAUGCCACAAGGCUCAUCAACAGCAAGGUGAUAUCAGCCAGUUUAGGUAAGGGACGUCACAUUCAACUAUCAGACCCAGUCACCGUAUGUCUCAGGCAUAUUCGUAUUGAGAACGUCACCAAUCCUACAUGUGUGUUCUGGGACUACACGACGAGUUCAUGGUCAGAGGAAGGUUGCCGAGUCGAGUCCACCAACUUGACUCAUACAAUCUGCAAGUGUGACCAUCUCACCAACUUCGCCAUCUUGAUGGACGUCCAAGCAACAUAUCUGCCUCCUUCUCACACACUUGCACUUCAAGUCAUCACCUACAUAGGGUGUAUCAUCUCCGUCGUCUGCCUCAUUUUGGCUAUUAUUACUUUUCAACUCUUCCGGGGCCUAAAGUCUGAUAGAACGACAAUCCACAAGCACCUGUGUGGGUGCCUACUUGUGGCGGAAGUACUGUUUCUGGCUGGGAUCGGCCAAACAGACCAAGCCAUAGUUUGUGGCGUCAUCGCAGGCCUACUACAUUUCUUCUUCCUCUGUGCUUUUGCCUGGAUGUUUCUCGAAGGUUUUCAGCUGUAUGUGAUGCUCAUUGAGGUGUUUGAGGCCGAGAAGUCGAGACUAAGGUGGUACUACAUGUUCGCCUAUGGAGCUCCCACUCUCAUAGUUGCUGUCUCCUGCUUCAUUGACCACAAGAGCUACGGAACUGAUCGAUAUUGUUGGCUCCGAGCUGACAACUUCUUUAUAUUCAGUUUUGUCGGGCCAGUUAUUCUUGUGAUACUUGCAAAUCUAGUCUUUUUAAGUAUGGCAAUCUACAUGAUGUGCCGACAUGCCAAUGCAUCUGUCUCCAUGAAGAGCAAGGAGCAUUCCAGAUUGGCCAGUGCAAAUGGCGGAGAGGAGAAUGCACUUCAGAACAAAUUGCUAUCACAUCUGGCCUGGCUACGAGGGGCCAUCGUGUUAGUGUUUCUAUUGGGACUCACAUGGACCUUCGGACUCCUCUAUCUUAACGAAGAAUCCGUCUUCAUGGCAUACAUAUUUACAGUGUUGAACAGCUUACAAGGACUCUUUAUAUUUGUAUUCCAUUGUGUUCAAAAUGAAAAGGUUCAAAAAGAAUAUAGGAAAAUGUUGAGGCGACAGCCGUGGCUAGUGAAGUGCCUGGGCUGUGUGGGAGAGACGAGUACGAGUAGCGGAAGUGGCAGUGGUAGUGGGAGUGGUAAGGAGCGAAGAUCCAGUCUCUACACGGGAUCCAACCAGUCACACAGCGGCCACACGCAUACGGACCAGCACGGAACUAGUUAUUUCCUGCAGCGUGGGUGGAGCUCGCGCAGCACAGCGGGAGUGCCACAAGCGGGGCCAGCUGUAGAAGUGGCGGGGCCCACAGUCGCAACCUUGCCUCACCACUACACUCACCGCUCCCCCCACACCACCAUCCCCAAGUCCGCAACUACCACGUGGGAUCCCCUACAUAAACCGCCGACAUGGAAGAAUAUUUCGUUUAAGACGUACAGUCGAGACUCUGGGCACGGCGGAUCAGAAAGGGAGGAAUCACCGCGAGGAGUCGUGGGUAUCCACAAUCAUAACCACAGUGGAGGGGAGAGGCCCCGUCCUAGCUACCAGUACCAUAAGCAAGACUGCAUGCCUCCCCAUAGUGGGCGGGGACGAGCCGCUAGCCCGUGGAACCAUACUUACACAGAGAUACGAGAACAGCAUGUUGCGUCAGCACACGAAGAUCCUGUCUACGAGGAGAUCGAGCGAGAACGGGAACGUGAGCGUGAACGUCAUGAAGUCAGUGUAAGCGACAUGAGUGAUGAAGACGGCCGACGACAGAGUGACAUGAGCAGACAAUCGUCUCGUAGCUACGGGGACCACCGUCCUCUCAUCCCGUACUCUCCCCCGCCUGCCCCCAACUUCCAGGCGGCGCUGGACGCAGCUCUGAGGCACCGUCUCGAGCAGGCGCGCACACAAGGUGUGGUCCAAGGCAGCGUUGCGGUGCUUGACGGAGAGACUGUAGUCUGCCACCUGACCCCCGACUUGUAUUCCUGCCGGACUAUGAUCCAACAGCCGUACAGCGAGUGUUAAUAGUGCCCGCACCUCCUAGAUACUAAUUUAUUUAUUUAAGGGUGUUGAACCGUAUCGACUUUUAAGACAGUUUAUGUUUGUUGAUAUUCGCCGUGUUAAUAUUGUAAAUAACAUCUUUUUUUUAAUGCCGUGUCGUCGUAGACACUAAACGGCAUUGGCACUGUGUUUUGUUUGAUUGUGAAAUAACACAGUGUCCCUAUACCUGUGAUGAGGCCAUAAACUACCUAGACUACUUGUACAGUUGUAAUAUUUCGAAUGAUUUGCACGGGAUUUGCAAAUAAUUGUUAUAAGUUAUUUUUACUACGCUGUGAUUAUUAUUUAUUUCCAUUAAGGGUUUUUUUAAAUACUCUUUCGUGCAUUUCUUUAUUAUUACCUCAAGCUCUACUACUUUUAAAUUUUCCAUUUUCCGUAGUAGACUGUAGAAAGUCUCUGAAUGGACUUUCUCUUACAACGGCUUAAUUAGUAUAAGAGCGUAAGAAGUUGAUUAUCUUCUGAGAUUUUAUUUUAUCUGGGAUAAAUUAUAUAUUUUUUGCUAUUUAUGACAGUUAGUUUUAAGUUUUCAUUUUUGGAUGUGAUAGAAAUAAAAGACUGCACAUAUAUUUUAAGAGGAUAGUACAGUAAAUAAGAAAUUAAAUUAGUAUUAACCGUUUCACCGAUUAAUACUUUCCUGUAAUUUUUUAAUGCGUUUAAUCACUGGUCGAGUAAACCAUAAUGUUCACUGUCCUGUGAAAUCUUUUACCGACGAUUGUUGAAUGAAUCAGUGGCCUGGUGUUUCUAAAUUUGGAAAUCAUAAAUGUUUAGUCUAACAUAUUGUGAGAUAGUUGAUAUGUCAGUUUGUAAAUACGUAAGUGGAUAUUUGUAAAUUUGUACAUACAUACAGUUCCGAACACUUGUACAAACAUACCCUAUGAUAAAUAAAUAUUAUUUUGAAACAUGA
Messenger RNA from Macrosteles quadrilineatus (aster leafhopper), 5448 nucleotides. RefSeq names its product latrophilin Cirl-like. Gene Ontology annotation, molecular function: carbohydrate binding; G protein-coupled receptor activity. The record is from RefSeq and is a predicted model, not a curated record. The coding region runs from base 912 to 4511 and encodes 1199 amino acids. Gene Ontology annotation, biological process: adenylate cyclase-activating G protein-coupled receptor signaling pathway; negative regulation of angiogenesis; cell surface receptor signaling pathway. Gene Ontology annotation, cellular component: membrane. The transcript has 19 exons. NCBI's taxonomy places the organism in Eukaryota, Metazoa, Arthropoda, Insecta, Hemiptera, Cicadellidae.